UCAUUGGGAAUCUCGUCUCGAACUCCGACUUGAGUUACUGCUAGCGACUUGGCCGAAUUUCUCGAGCUCGGGUCUCGACUUGUAAUAUACGUUCUCUCACCGUAUCGGGCUGUGUUUAGCGUUUCGGUUCAGUGUCGCAACUUAACGGAUACAAAACUAGGUACAUGAAAACUUAAAUAAACAUCCGGUUCGAAAUUUCGAGGUGAUUCAGGUGAUUGUAAGCGCGAUGUUUAAUUAUGGCGCCUUUAGUUUCUCUGUGAUUCCAUUUAACGAAAACUUAGUUUAAUUUUUAUUUGCGGUUUUGUGUUUGUAUUAGUGAUGGUUUUCUGUGGUGGUGACAAGCUGUCCAGAUGGACAUGCUGAUCGUGUUCGAUUGUUUUGCCGAGAUAUGACAGUUAUUGGAGAGAAGCAGAUACAGUCCUUAGAAAGCCUCGCGAAAUAUGUAGACGAAAUCUGCGUUGAGGGAUGCUUGGGAGCAGUGGCCGGCGAGGAUUCGAGUUACGAUUCAGAUUACGAAGUCGACACUCCUUCCUCUGCUACACAGGCAUCGGCCAGGCAUCAGGAUGUCUCUCGAACGACCAGCGACACACUCGCUGCCGAAUACGCCGAAUAUGUACAGUCCACGCCGGAAAUAUCCGCCGGUUAUACAGCCAGGGUAGAAUUCGCUCUCAAGCUUGGCUAUACCGAAAAAUUAGUACAAGCUGCACUACAAAAACUGGGGCCUUCGCCCACACAAAACGAAUUGUUGGCAGAACUGAUCAAAUUAGGGGCACAGAAGGGCAGUUCUUGCGAUAGCAGUCCAUCGGAAAGUACCUUAGAUAUGACAGCGUUUCAAAUUGAAGCGAUCGAAGGAACUCAAUCGCUACGUCCAAUAGUUAUAGAUGGUAGUAAUGUAGCUAUGAGUCAUGGUAACAAAGAAAUAUUCUCCUGUAGAGGCAUCAAAAUUUGCGUAGACUGGUUCAAAUCUCGCGGACAUAAAGACAUAACAGUGUUCGUACCGAAAUGGAGAAAGGAAUCACCUCGGCCCGAUAAUCUCAUUAGAGAUCAAGAUAUUUUGGCUGAACUUGAAAAAGAGAGACUGUUAGUAUUUACUCCUUCGCGGCUAGUAGGUGGUAAACGGAUGGUGUGCUAUGAUGAUCGAUACAUUUUAAAAUUGGCAGCCCAGACUGACGGCAUAGUAGUAAGCAACGAUAACUACCGAGACCUCUGUCAAGAAAACGCCGAGUUUCGCAAAGUGGUAGAAGAGCGCAUUCUGAUGUAUUCAUUCGUCAACGAUCACUUCAUGCCUCCCGAUGAUCCCCUGGGCCGAUCGGGUCCCACGUUAGACAAUUUCCUGAAAUGCCAACCAAAGAAGGGAGAUCCUCCUCCACCGUGUCCGUACGCGAAAAAAUGUACCUACGGCAAUAAAUGCAAGUAUCAUCAUCCUGAGAGAGGACCUUUGCCCCAUAAGAGUGUAACGGAGAGAUUGUCGGAACAUGCACAAAGACAUUUACAGGCGAGGGAGGGUGACAUCCGAAAAACUCCUCUGGGUCGGACUCGGUCGAAUAUUCCUCCUCCUAAAGAACCCCAGCACGCCGUUGUCUCCAAGAGUCGCAGCGUAGAUAAUGUAGGUGCUUCCUAUAUCCAAUCUCAGCCACCGACGCUUCAAGAAAACUUGCACAAAAAGCUGCAGCGACAGCUCACCUUGAAUCCAGGUGCCGAUCCACGAUUGGGCGUGAGAUAUCCAGCGGUUCCCCCGCCUCACACACAGCCAAGUGCUGCAGGUCAACUUCCAGGAUUAACUGCAGCUCCUCCGUCUUCGGCAUUUAUGAAUCCUCCUCCAGGUUGGGACGUACAUCAGCACGUGACAAGAAUUGCUUCCGCGCCUGAUUCUUACAGGCCAUGGCCUCCACAGCAACAUCCACAACACAGACAUAUGCAGAGAAUAUCCAGCUGUUCCGAUACUCAGCUAAACAUGUGGCCUCCCGUUUGGUCGCAAGGCAGCUCCCAUCACUUAGCCAGCUCUCCCGUCCAAGAAGACCGUAGAAAGUUGCACUACCAUCUGGCGGCCAUCUUUCCUGAAGAACAGGUAACGCAAGCAAUGCAGAUGUAUCCGGAUGAGACGAAUCCUCAAAAGAUCUGCGCUGCUAUACUUUCCAUGUUUCCCAAAACAUAAAACUAAUGUAAGAUUAGGAUAGUUGUGUAUCACGAAGGCUUAUUAAACUAAAAGUUGUAAUCAAGGCAACAGAUAGUCACGUUGACAUGUAUAAUAUAAUUGUAUUAUUUUUUUAUAUUGUUUUAACUCUUUCAGUGCCCAUGCCGACAGUGUGUCGCCACGAGGGUGCCGACAACGCACGAGUGUCGGCGGUAGUACUGCGUUACUAAAUGGACCAUUUAAGUACGUGGUACCAGCCAUGUGGUGUUUGUUCAAGAGGGGCACCGAACGUGUUAACGAAAUAUUUAUGUAAAGAUAGAAUCUAGCUAACUAAGAGGUCAGAUUAUUCUGAUGCUUUUUUCUACUAAUUUAUCGAUACUCCUUUUUCUAUCUGUGAUAUUUUUUCAUAAUAUAUUGACUAUUUUUAA
Molecule: messenger RNA, 2562 nt
Organism: Diabrotica virgifera virgifera (western corn rootworm)
Lineage: Eukaryota; Metazoa; Arthropoda; Insecta; Coleoptera; Chrysomelidae
Product: probable ribonuclease ZC3H12C
Exons: 9
Coding region: 389-2155 (588 amino acids)
Cellular component (GO): cytoplasmic ribonucleoprotein granule; nucleus
Molecular function (GO): mRNA binding; RNA endonuclease activity; metal ion binding
Source: RefSeq, a predicted model, not a curated record